This is a messenger RNA of Mizuhopecten yessoensis (Yesso scallop), 1711 nucleotides long. Its product is annotated as neuropeptide Y receptor type 5-like. The coding region runs from base 344 to 1666 and encodes 440 amino acids. Lineage: Eukaryota; Metazoa; Mollusca; Bivalvia; Pectinida; Pectinidae. The record is from RefSeq and is a predicted model, not a curated record. The transcript has 3 exons. Gene Ontology annotation, cellular component: membrane. Gene Ontology annotation, molecular function: peptide binding; neuropeptide Y receptor activity. Gene Ontology annotation, biological process: neuropeptide signaling pathway.
GUUGUUUGUUCAGUACAUGAAGCGCGAGAUGAACGGAAGGCGGAAUGGAUACCUGGCGAGUUAAAGGGUCCAUUCGUACAGUAUCAGUAAGCUAGCAGACCGCUGCUGUGACAUGACUAUCACGAGUUUGUCGAUGCCGACGCGGGGCGUACAAAUACGCGUUGCUGUAAUAACGCCAGUUUCACGAUUAUAAAUGUAAUUGGCAGGUUUAUAACGGUAUCAAUGAAAAGGCAUGUGCGUGGACCGUGUGGUCAUUUGUAUUGGCCAGCAUCGAUCCACUAUGCGUACUCUCACGGACACAUUCCACAUCUAAUAAUUUAGUUGUCAGACGGUUCUUUGGACAAUGGAUGAACUGUAUAACACAACUGCCAUAAAUUUAUUUUCUAGGAAUAAUUCGCAAGGAAAGACAGAGGAUUCCAAUUUAAAUUUAACCAAGGACUCAAUAGUUGGAUUGACUACUUUAUACGCUGUAACCACAUUAUUGUCAGUUAUCGGAAAUGCUUUGGCGGUCAUUGUUUUUGCACGGGGUAAGCGUUCCCGGACAGACUUACGUCCGUUUCUCAUCAACCUGGCGGUCGCCGACCUACUCAUGGCAAUAUUCUGUAUGCCAUUUACUUUUGCGGAUGCUAUUUUUCAAACAUGGAUAUUUUCAGCGCCCAUGUGUCCUAUCGUUUUGUUUGUCCAAUUACUGUCUGUGGCAUCAAGUGUUUUUACGAACAUGGCCAUUGGUAUCGAUAGAUUCUUGGUAGUGACAUUUCCUUUACGUUUACGUUUCACGCAAAAACGUGCAAAAUAUGUGUUAUCAUUGAUAUGGAUAGCGUCGAUUGGUCUGGCGUCAGUUCAGUUGGGUGUGGCUCGGGGUCACUACCUAGGUAAACAGACCCUUAUAUGUAACGAGGUAUGGCCCUCUCUUGACUCCCGCAGGGUCUACACCAUCUUCGUGCUUUUGUUUACUUACGUCAUUCCGCUUAUUAUACUCUCCGUCACAUAUUCCAUUGUGGGGAUUUUACUAUGGAAACGAACUUCCCCCGGAAACAGUGAUCAUUUCCGGGAUUUCCUACAAUGGCGGUCAAAAAUCAAGGUUGUGAAGAUGCUGGUCAUCGUCGUCGCCAUGUUUGGUUUGUGUUGGCUGCCAUUACACAUAUUCAUCAUAGUCACGGAUUUCUACCCGGAUGUGCUCAACUACACUUCCGCCGAAGACGAAAAGACCGUACUUGGGAUCUAUCUCGGCUCUCAUUGGCUCGCCAUGUCGAACAGCUUUGCGAACCCAAUCAUUUAUGGUUUUACAAACGAAAGUUUUAGGGCGGACCUUUUAACCCUGUUCUACAUGUGGUUUCCGUGUUGCCAUUGUAUUAAAGACGUACUUCAUAGGACCAAUAGCCGAGUAACGCGAGACAGCGUCGUUUUUCGGCGACUUAGCACAUUGCGAAGGAGUGAGGGAAAUAUGAACGAUUUUAAAAGGAGCAGGUUCCCUAAAAGAGUUUGGAGCUCCUUAAGGCACGAAGACCUCAAACAGACUCGAGCGACGUCGAAUAGAGAUAGAGCGGGAAGUCACUGUAACGUCAUUCUUAAUUCACGACGCCAUACAAUUUGUAAAAUUGUUGUUGAUGUCAUGGAGAUAUCAGAAAUGGAAAACGCAUCAGUGAUACGUGAAUCUAGCCAAUAAAAGACUGCAUUGGUGAUUACAUUUUUUGAAUCAAAAUGUUGUUUG